Molecule: messenger RNA, 630 nt
Organism: Stylonychia lemnae
Lineage: Eukaryota; Ciliophora; Spirotrichea; Sporadotrichida; Oxytrichidae
Source: the annotation of a GenBank genome assembly
AUGUCUGAUUAUUUCUUGAGAGUCAAGCAGCUUAGAUCUUGCCCCUAUAUUUCUUUUAAGUUUUUGAAUUUCUUGGUAAUUCUCAACUAAUUUGUGAACAUUGUUCUUGCUAUUAUCCUUAACAUUGAACUGUACGACUCUAAUUCACCUUACGUCUAUGGAUACUUGAUUGCAGAGCUAACAGGACUAGCAAUAGCAGUUUUUGCUUAUAGAAUUGCCUCAAAUUUGUUAACAAUGGGCAGAACAAGAAGGAAAUGGGUGCUUCAAAUCUUAUAUAUGCUACAGCUGCUUGCAUUUUUACUCCAUUUCAUAGUGUCUCUUGCUAUGUGGCUUAACUUUAACUUUCUCUCGGAGUAUAUUGCCUACAACAAGAUCGAUUAUUUAAAAGGCUUAGACUCGUUUAAGAAUAUUGCUGUUUACCUUGGGUUUUCUUCUCUUCUACUGGGUCUCGAUGUAUAUCUUACUAUAUAUUUCAGAAAGUUCCUAGGUAGGGAACAGAUAAGAAUAGAGGAGAAAGAUAAAAGGCUGAGAGAAUUUGAGCUUUAUCAAAAUACAGUAUAUAAUCUGUAUGAGUAAUUGGGACAAGAGGAUAUACAUGAUAUUAGAGGUACGAGGAAAAGACGUAGAUGA